This is a messenger RNA of Plasmodium gonderi, 4428 nucleotides long. RefSeq lists its product as hypothetical. The transcript has a single exon. NCBI's taxonomy places the organism in Eukaryota, Apicomplexa, Aconoidasida, Haemosporida, Plasmodiidae. Bases 1 to 4428 code for a protein of 1475 amino acids. The record is from RefSeq and is a predicted model, not a curated record.
AUGUUCUCAAAGAGAAAAGUCGUUAAGAAAAAUAUACGUAAAAAUUCAGGGAACCAAGAAGAUCCCAUUGAAAAUAAUUAUGAUGAUUCUAAAUCGAACGGGCUGACCGAGAAGGAAAAUCAAAAUGCCAAUCGAGAGUCAACAAUUUGUGGUAGAAUAAUCCAAGGAAAUGUUCAAAGUAAUGUGUCAGUACACGACCAUUUGAAAGUGCUAGUAAAUCAAAAGGAAGAAGGAACUCCGUGUCAACCAUUAUAUAAUGUAAAAAAGGGGAAUGAGGAAUUGGAAAAUGCACAAAAAAUAAGUAAAGAAAAUGGAAAUGCUUUUGCCCGAUAUGAGAAUAACAAAAAUGAGAAGAAUAAUGAAUAUGUCAAGUCUCCAAUUGAAGAAAUAUUCGAAACAGAUAUAAUCACUUCUUCAUCUGUGGGAGAAGAAGUAGCACGACAUUCACAAUCUGUAUCAAGUGAAAAACCAGUUAAAGAAAUUUCGACAAAAAAGGUAAAUAUUACUAGAAGAGAAAAGAAAAAAAAAGAAGAAACUGAAAAAGUUAAUAAAAUGAACACGAGUUUUCACAUUUACAGUGAGGAAGAUGAAGACGACUGUUAUAUAGCUAUCAAAAAGGGAGGAAAGCGCUUUCGCAAAAGUGUUCAGGAUAUUUCUAACGUAUUUGAUGAUUCUGAUAUUACAAGCACACCUGCUGGAGUAGAUGUGGGUUCAAAUAAUAAUGAAGCAAAGGUUCCACACACCCCAUAUGAAUCAACACGUGCGUUUCUCAUUCAGAAAUAUGGAGUGGACCUUUCUGGAAUGGACCUUUAUGAAGACGGUGCGAAUAGGGAAAAAGGAGACAGAGAAGGGGACAGAGACAGAGACUGGGACAGAGAUGAAGCUCAUCUUAGUGGUGAGAAGGAUGGUACUACAAAUGAUAAUAAAGGAAAGCCAAAUGUAUAUAAACAUGAUAAACAAAUUUGUGAAGCAUUUCUAAUGGAGCAAAAGAACAUUCCACUUGAAGGAAGUGAGGAGAAACCUUAUUCAAGUUCAUAUUGUGUAGUCGAGAAAUGUUAUUCUAAUGAUCCCCAGAACAAGAGGAGUUGUUUAUACCAACAUAGUGAAAACAUUGAACCAGAUGCACAAGUAUGGAUGAAGAAAACGGAUUCCAAUUAUGCACAUCUGAGUGCCCAUUUUGCAGACGAGUUUAUUAACAGGGGUUAUGAGGAGUACUGUGAGGAUGAUCAGUAUCAAGACGAAGGAGAAAAAAGAAUAAUCGAAACGAUCAAAUUGAAGAAGCAAAUUCUGCGUAAAAAAAAACAAAUUGGUGGCAACUAUUGGGAAGGAUUCAUGGAGGAGCAGCAGCAGUACAAGCAGGACGAGAAAGAAGGAGGUGAGGAGUAUGCUGAGCUUACACCCCACUCAAGAAUAAAAAGACACAAUUUCUACAAGAAAAACCAAGUGGAUAACCCAGAUUUAGACAACCCGAUGAGUGAAGAUGAUUUUGAAGUAGAUGAUGUUUACAAUUAUGAAACCAUUAACGAGAUGAAGAAGAGACUUAUCAUAAAAAAAAAUAGAAACAAUGAGGUUAAUACUUUUUAUGACAUCUCAGAAGAUGAAACAAAUUCGUUGGAUCCAAAUAAAAAUGACAUGGCCAUUUCAUAUAUGAAUCGAGUUCACGAGGAUGAAAAAAUCAAAAAAAUUGUAGACACCCAAAUGUAUGAACAAUUUAAGAAGCAAAGGAAAAAAUACCAAGCUAUAUUUUCUUCUCAUGAAAAUGAAAAUCUCAAUUCUGAUGAUCAAGUAGACGUAGAAAAACAUUCAACUGAUGAGUCUCUCAUGUGUACCCAUACUACAGGUGACAUUAUUGAUACACAUAAAUGGAUUAACCCCAUGUCUCAUAAAAUCCAGGGAAUGGACGACAAGAUGAAUGCUACUAAACAAUUGCGAAUUGAUGAUGGGCAUAAGGUAAGAAGGAAAGAAGUGAGUGCUGAAAAUUUUGUACCGAGAAAUGGCAAAAUGGGCGAGAAGCUAAUGGAUGACCUUAGCGGCAGGAGCGGUGGUGGGAGCGGGUUCAACAGAACUAGCGAAAGUGGUGAGGAGAACCAAAUGAAGCAUGCUGCUGACAGUGAUGACAGUCUGGGCAGAUGCAAUGACGAGUCGUACGAGAAGGAAAACAAAACUCUGUUUGAGAAGAUUUCAAAUGUGUUCGAAAGGAAUGGAGUAUGUAACACUGAAAUUGUUAACAUGUAUGAACACAUACAAGAUUUGUUUGAUGAAUAUAAAUACAGGAUUGACGAAUCAGGGCACAUGAGAAAUAUGGAAAAUUUAAAUAAGAAAGAAUAUAAGGAAUUGAAAAAUGUAGAAAGAGAAAAAAAGAAGGAAAUUGUUACGAGUAUAAGUUCUCUCAUGUUCUUACAUAAUUUAAUGAACCUUAUCCAAAAAAAAUCAGAAAUUUUAGAUAAUGCUUUAGAUGUUUCACAUGAGUUAGAUAUAACAUUUUACAUUAUUUAUCGAAAUCUAAAGCUAUAUUUGUACAAAGAAUAUUAUGAAAAUUAUAAAUUGACAUUUAUAAAUGAUUAUAUUUAUAAUUCUAGGUUUUACAAGAACAAGAAGUUGGAUGAUAAGAAUGCGCAGCUAGCUUUUCUCAUACAGGAAAAAGUCGUUCAAAAUUGUGAAUAUGUUAAUAACGAAGCACUCUUUAAUGAACACAUUGUCAACCAGGUGAACGACCCCUUGGGGUUCAAUGACACCUAUGUCCACUACAUGUUCGAUGGAUUCUCUAGCAAUUACUCCUCAGAUUCUUCCGCAUCCGUCUUCUGCAAACGGGAUCAAGUGGGAAUAGCAGCAGAUAUGGAGAACGGCGUAGAUGUAGAAACCGCACUAGAUGUAGGCACCGCGGAUGAAUCUGGAAAGAUCCGAACGAACGGCUUUGGUAAGAAGAAGGAAAACGUCGCUCCAAUUGUAAGUGCAGAAAAGGAAAAGAGAAAAUUAGACAAAAGGAAAUACUUCCAAACAGCCAAAAUGAAAGAGCUAAAAAGGAAGUUUCUGAUAGCAAUUAUGACAAUUUUUAAAGAUGUCAGUACAUAUUUUUUAAAUUUUAAAAAUGCGAUAAAAUAUUUUUAUCUCUUAAAAUUGUAUAAUUAUGAUUUUUAUGUAAGGAAUAAUUGUAUUUCGUUGUUUGAUUAUAUUCUCUUCUUCUUUGUAAAAUGUGAAUUGAUCUUUUGGGAUCCACUUUACCAAUUUUAUAUGACGAAAAGAGAGAAAAUGAAAUUGAUUUCUAUAUUUGAAAAGCAUUUGAAUGUCAAACAUCUGGAGGAAGAAGAUACACAAAAGAAAUUUAUUGACCUUUACCAAAAUCAUGAUUUUGUUAAUGCAUAUAACAAUCUUCGUGAGAGUCAAAUUCCCCCGUCUUCCAACUCGUCAUGUGGAGAUAACGAUACAUGUUCAUCCAUAGAAACCUCGCACGGCAACCUAAUGAAUGAGAGUGAUGAGGAAUGCUACAUACACUCUUCUGAAUCAGAGGAUACAUUUUCUUUUACUAGCUCCAGUUGUGCCGAAGAGGAGGAAGAGAGGCUAGGAGAACGGGAAAAAAAAAAUGUUCAAAAUGGUGUGCAGAAUGGAGUGCAAAAUGGAGCGCAGAAUGGUGUGCAAAAUGGUGAUCAAAAUGGAGCGCAGAAUGGAAUGCAGAAUGGUGUACGAGGUGAAGAUGUGCCAAUGGGAAAAGGGGUAGAGAGGGAAAAGGAAGAAAAGGUGUGCGCGCGUGGGAUUUUUAAAACCACGGGUUUGAAGAAAAAAAAAUACAAAUUUAUGAAAAAAAGGUUUCACAACAAUCCCAGCGUAAAAAGUUUCGAAUGGUACAAAUUUAUGGAUGAGGUGAUGUUUAUUUAUCAAGUUGAGGAAGAAAAGGAAAUUAUACAAAAGUUGUAUCUACACAUUUUUAAUAAGAAGGUGCAUGAAUUAGUGGAGUUCUGGAAUCCUUUAUCUCUAAAACAGAGUUACAAUUUAUGCGUAAUAUUGGCUGAGUAUGUAUUGUAUAAUGAUAAUCGAAAACAGUUGAUUGAUAAAUUGGUAGAAAAGAUAAACACUUGUAUAUACACAUUUUUAGAAGGAUAUAAAAAUAUAAGUAGUCAAAAAAAAAAAAAUAUCUUUCUAAUGAGAUGUUUAAAAAUAUUAAAAAGUGUAAAAGGUAUCAUUUAUUUGCUUCACGAUAAUGUCUUCUACGAUGUUGUGAAAAAAAUAUUUUACAAUUUUGUACUCACCAAUUAUUAUUAUUUAAGCAAAUUACACAAUUUAAUUGUAUCAUCGGUUAUUCAUAUAAUACUCUCCUUAAAUAUUCCAAAGGAAAGCAAAUUUUUUCAAGACAUUUCAAAUUUGUUGAGUAAAAUUACUUCUUCACUCAAUUCAGGCGAUUUUGACAAUGAAAGGUUUAAAGUGGAAAAUUAA